GAGGACGAGGAACAAAAGGCGUUAAUUAGUCUGCCAGUGUUUUGCCAUCUUUCGGUCUCUCUUCCCAGCUUCUCUCUCGUCUGUCUGCGCCUUCUCAGGUGAAAAAAGGUGAGUGAAGAAAUCCCUCUCGCCCAAAGAGGAGAGCGGGAGAGGGAGCACAGAGAAGGCGCCGCGCCAUCAUGUCUCUGGGCUAUGCCGAGAAGCUCUCUUACAUAGAAGAUGUCGGGGAGGUUGGGAUGAAGGAGCAUUUCGACCCACCUCGCGUCUUGCAUCAGAAGAUUGAACGGCUUGGAAUGAUGCUCAGAAAGAGUAAGCAUCUAGUGGUGUUUACAGGUGCUGGAAUAUCGACUUCUUGUGGAAUCCCUGAUUUUCGAGGUCCCAAAGGAAUUUGGACUCUCCAGCGUGAUGGGAAAGCCUUACCCCAAGCAUCACUGCCAUUUCACCGUGCAAUGCCGGGCAUGACCCACAUGGCUUUGGUUGAACUAGAAAAGGCUGGCAUUUUGAAGUUUGUUAUUAGUCAGAAUGUUGACGGGCUCCAUCUUCGAUCUGGUAUCCCAAGGGAAAAGCUGUCUGAGUUGCAUGGAAACUCCUUUAUGGAAACCUGCCCUUCAUGCGGCGCAGAGUAUCUGAGGGACUUUGAAGUCGAGACUGUUGGACUAAAGGAGACAUCAAGGAACUGUUCUGCUGCUAAGUGUGGAGCAAAACUUCGGGAUACUGUCCUUGACUGGGAGGAUGCUUUGCCCUCGAGGGAGAUGACUUUAGCCGAGGAGCACUGUACAAAGGCUGAUAUCGUCUUGUGUUUAGGGACAAGCUUGCAGAUCACCCCAGCAUGCAAUUUGCCUCUAAAAUGUCUACAGGGAGGCGGGAAGAUCAUAAUAGUAAACCUCCAGAAAACUCCAAAGGACAAGAAAGCGAGCUUGGUGAUACACGGGUUUGUCGAUAAGGUCGUUUCAGGUGUAAUGAACUUGCUGAACUUGCAAAUACCUCCAUUUGUCAGGAUCGACUAUCUGCAUAUUGUAAUAUCCAAAGCUUUGAGCUCAGCAGAUGAUAGACAUACCAACUGGACCCUUCGGGUGGCAAGUUCUCAUGGGCCGAAAGCUCGAUUGCCCUUCAUCAAAUCUGUUGAGGUUUCAUUUCCUGAUGAUGAGAAAUAUAAGGCAGCUGUUCUUGAUGAGCAGCCGUUCCAGCUUAAGAGGAGAACAGAGAGGACGAGAGCAUUUGAGAUUGGACUGAAGAUCAAUUUUAUGGAGGGUUGUGGCUGUUCAAGUACCAAUAUUAACAUUCCUUUCGAUUCUAAGGUCUCGACUGAUUCUUCAAAUCAUGAUUCGGGCUCCAUAAUCCAAAGGCUAAAAGAUAAGGCAAUUGAGGAUUCGUGUUGUGGCCAAAAUGCUGUUAUCGAGAAAAAGGACGCCUCAGUUCCGAGGAGCGAGGUCACUGUUUAUGCCAUCGUAACGAAUAUAGUCAAUUAUGUUAAGGCUUCAAAAACACUCGAGCUAGAACCAUUUAUCAACGGGACAGUGAAGAGGCGGAAGAGAAGCUCUAACAUCACUCGUUCGUCUCAGAAGCGUUCCCACAUAUCCUCAUAAUAGCAUGGUAAAGGCUAGUUAAGUGACUUUACACAUUGUAAAUAUGCCACUAGGAUUAGUCAACCAGGUGAAUCUCGGCCACUGGAUGUUGUUUCUCUCACGGAUGUGAUGGUUGAGGUACCGGGUCUGGAUUAGAAUUUAUGUAGUAGUAAGUUUGGCAGGUGGAUUUUGUUAGACACAUAGAGCACUCAAGUCUCGCUUGCUUGAGUAAAGUACUUGCGAUCGGGCGGUACAAACGCAAUGAAAUGGGAAAGCUCUUUCUUGUUUGUGAA
Punica granatum (pomegranate) is the source of this 1858-nucleotide messenger RNA. NCBI's taxonomy places the organism in Eukaryota, Viridiplantae, Streptophyta, Magnoliopsida, Myrtales, Lythraceae. The record is from RefSeq and is a predicted model, not a curated record.